Messenger RNA from Meloidogyne enterolobii, 445 nucleotides. The record is from the annotation of a GenBank genome assembly. NCBI's taxonomy places the organism in Eukaryota, Metazoa, Nematoda, Chromadorea, Rhabditida, Meloidogynidae.
AUGGAUUUAUGGUUUACAGAAACAGAAACAAAAAAUUUAAAUGAAUUUAAUAAAUCCUUUGGAUUGUUACAAUCAAUUGCUUUUAAUUUAGUUAAUAAUUCAAAUAUUUACAAAAAAUUUCAUUUUAAAAUUAUUAAAAUUUGUUCACAAAUGGCAAAAACUGAAAGAGAAACAAGAAGACGUUCUAGUAGUUGUUCAAUGGAAAGUUUCGCACUUCCUCGUCAAUGGAGCUUUCAUUCAUUUUCCAGUACUUAUGCAAAUGAUUCUCAAAGUAAACAAAUUGGCGAAGCUCAAGAAGAAGAAGAAACCCAGCAAUUAGCCUUGAGUGGAUUUUCUUUAUUAGAUAAUUCUGUAAAAGAUUUGCCAGAAGAGGAAAUAUGUUCUAUUAUUGAAUUAAUUGUUGCUGAUGAUCUUGAAAUUGGAGCUAGGUAAAAGAGAAUUAGAG